Messenger RNA from Aspergillus costaricaensis CBS 115574, 7045 nucleotides. RefSeq names its product putative ubiquitin-protein ligase E3 component (UBR1). Gene Ontology annotation, biological process: ubiquitin-dependent protein catabolic process via the N-end rule pathway; protein ubiquitination. Lineage: Eukaryota; Fungi; Ascomycota; Eurotiomycetes; Eurotiales; Aspergillaceae. Gene Ontology annotation, cellular component: cytoplasm; ubiquitin ligase complex. The coding region runs from base 344 to 6805 and encodes 2153 amino acids. Gene Ontology annotation, molecular function: ubiquitin protein ligase activity; zinc ion binding. The record is from RefSeq and is a predicted model, not a curated record. The transcript is spliced from 3 exons.
GCUUUAUGCUUUCGGAACGACAUCUCUAUCAGGGGUCCUAUCUGAAUGAGAGAAUAGGAAAGUUCCGCUCAUGUUAUCAACGGGCUACUGAUUUUUUCCCCCUCCCCUCAACCUUACUUGGGAUUUACCACCCCAGUAAACCCGACCGAUUCAACGCCCUUUCACUCCGUGGCUUAUUGCAACAUACUUGCCGCCACUCACCCGCUCGAUCACAGGCCGAGCGAUCGCAGACUGGGAGAUCCCAAGCCCGCCCCACGGAGCUCCCACUCCAUCCGACCCUCACCAUCCCCUCACUUUUCGGACAGCCCGAUGAGUGUCGCGAUCCAAGCGCAAAGGCGAUAAAAUGAGUUUCACGGAUAAGGAGAUGGUACUCGGGCAAGGCCUUCUACGGCUCCCCGCUGCACACAACUAUCGAUAUGGAUUCAAUGCAGAGCAAGACCUACUUGAGCUGCUCUUCCACUCUUUAACGGGCUUCAACGAGGAAUAUCUCCGACUACUCUUCCCCAACGGGCCCCCGAAAGGUGUUUGGAAACUAGCGGAAGCUCAGGGAGCAAAAGAAGGAGCAGAAUAUACCGAAGCGGCGCGGGGAAAGCGAUGUGGUCACAUUUUCAGGGCCGGCGAGGCUACUUAUCGGUGUAUUACCUGUGCUGCGGACGAUACCUGCGUGCUCUGUAGUCGCUGCUUCGACGCUUCUGAUCACACGGGCCACCAGUACCAGAUUUCUUUGUCAUCGGGAAACUGCGGCUGCUGUGACUGCGGAGAUGAGGAGGCAUGGCGACUACCGUUGUUCUGUGCGAUCCAUACUGACAGCGAGGAUAAGAAAGGCAAGCAAAGGGCUCAGACUCAGCUUCCGCAUGACUUGGUCGAUAGCAUCAGAACGACUAUUAGCGGCGUGCUGGAUUAUUUCUGUGAUGUCAUCUCUUGUUCUCCCGAGCAGUUGCGGCUCCCGAAAACAGAGGAGGGGAUCAGACAGGAUGAAGAGGCGUCCCGGCUACGUCCCGGUUGGUAUGGCGAUGGAGAUCUACCGGAGGAUGAGCCGGAGUUUGCUCUUGCUCUUUGGAACGAUGAGAAACAUACCAUCCGGGAUGUUGCUCAUCAGGUCAGCCGGGCUUGUCGGGAACGGGAUCGUUUCGGCAACGAUAGGGCCCAUGAGACGAACGAUAUUGGGAGGAGUGUAGUCAAAUACUCCAAGGAUCUGCAGAGGCUGCUGGCUGUGUCGAAAAUUAUCGAACAGAUUAAGGUCACGGUUACAAUCCGGUCUGCCCGCGACACGUUCCGCGAGCAAAUGUGCGGGACCAUCGUCGAGUGGCUUGCAGAUAUCUCGGGGUGCAGUAUCAUGGACGAUAACGAGAUUCUACGCCACACCAUUUGCGAGGCGCUGCUUAGUCCAUGGCAACAACGCAGCAAUGCCGCGAAUGCCGAUAUCGGAAUGAAGGGCAUUGAUGACCAUCAGAGGUCUGAAAAUGCUCCGUACCGCACGGUUAUGCUCACGGUGUCCCCACAGGGGCAGGUGGUUUUGGCUGCAGAAGAGGAUGACGAGGAGGAUGAUGAGGAUAUUGAUAAUGAUAAUGAACAAGUUGGCGACGGUGAUGGAGACGAAGAAUUUGUUGAGACCCAUGAUGAUGCUGACGAUGAGGACGAGGAUAUGGAUAGGCAGAUUGCUUUACUUCGUGAGCAAGCUGAAAUAGAGGACAUGGCGGAUGAGGAAGAUAUGGUGAUGGGCAACACGGAUGACGCUUUUGAGAUGGCUCAAGCCAUUAUUCAACUGGGUCGGCGGUCGAUGUCUCCCAACACUGAGCAACAACAGGAACGACAGGAACAAGAAGAGCAGCCAGCCUCAGAGAAUCAAGCCCCGCCGCAAUCUCCCGAGCGCGAGCCGAACUCGAAUGACACAUGCCAACUUCCUCCCAUGUCGUAUGUUGCCAUCCCCAAGACACCAUCUGGUGUGGUAAAACCAUCACCUGCAAAGACCCCUAGUCAUUGGCAAGUCCGACCUUCCGUCCCGGCCUUCGGGGAGCAUGUCCCCCCAUACGAGGAUCUCUGGCAGCGUACACGCCUGGACUGGAUGAUCCUGUUCGAUCUCCGAUUGUGGAAGAAGACCCGUACCGAUCUGCGCGAUCUCUACAUUGGAACCGUGGUCAACGUUCCCCAGUUCAAGCGAAUCAUGGGUCUACGCCUGUCGGCUCUAUACACGGCGCUCGCGCAGUUGUACCUGAUUGCAGACCGAGAACCGGAUCAUUCAAUUGUCAACCUUUCCCUCCAACUUCUCACGACGCCCUCUAUCACUGAGGAAAUCGUGCUGCGCGGGAACUUCCUCACCAAGGUCAUGGCAAUCCUAUAUACAUUCCUGACUACGCGACAAGUUGGUGAACCUUAUGAAGUAAACCCGAACGCAACUCUGGCCUUCGAUGCCGGUUCGGUGACCAACAGACGUCUAUACCAUUUCUUCCUUGAUCUGAGAUACCUCUUGCAGUCAGAGUAUGUACAGAACCGCGUACGGAGUGAAGAGCCUUACCUCGCUCAAUUCUUGGACCUCGUCAAGCUUUCCCAGGGUAUUUGUCCCAACGUACGUGCCGUGGGAGAGCAUGUCGAGUACGAGACCGACGCCUGGAUCAGUGCCUCGAUUCUCAUGCGGGAGAUCAACCGGCUCUGCCGGCAGUUCUGCGAGGCAUUCCGCAACCCCGAGAUUGAUGGUGGCGUGAAGCUAUUGCGAGCAAUCCGGACGGCAACCAUCUCUGCAAUGGUACAUUCUACGGGAAUUGAGCGCAAGAGAUUUGAGCAGGCGGAGAUCAAAAACUAUGUGCGGUUCAAGACUUUACCUCCCCUUGACUUCGAAGUCGAUCAGCAACGAGUCCCCCGUUACCGUGUUGUAGACUUUGUUGUUGAAAGUGGUUCGAUGAGCUUCCACCAUGCCCUGCACUACACGCUGUCGUGGCUGCUGGAGUGUGGCCGCAAUGUGAACAGUGCUCUGAUGCGGGAUGUGCUCAUGAGUGCUGCUCAUGCCGCAAAUGAGAAAUACAUUCACGAUAGUCAGCUGACUUCUGAGGAUCUGCUCCUCUGCAUGUUCGAUUAUCCUCUCCGGGUCUGCGCCUGGCUCGCGCAGAUGAAAGCGGGCAUGUGGGUGCGUAACGGUCUCAGCCUUCGGCAUCAGAUGUCUCAGUAUCGUGGAGUGUCGUCUCGCGACUUUGCCUACUAUCGCGAUAUCUUCCUCCUGCAAACUGCGCUGGUGACCUGUGACCCGAGCCGGGUGCUUGCGUCUAUCGCAGACCGGUUCGGUAUGAUGGACUGGAUGACCCGAGACUACAUGCCACGCCCCGGAUAUGAAGACAGCCAGAUCAUCGACGUGGCCGAGGAGUUCGUCCAUCUGCUGGUCAUUCUGCUCACAGACCGGACCUCUCUCACCGCUGUUGACGACAGCGAAGCCGCAACGCGCGAGAACAUGAGCCGCGAUAUUGCGCAUGUUCUGUGCUUCAAGCCGCUUUCUUUCUCGGACUUGUCUACACGCCUCAGUGACAAGCUGCUUGACUCGGACCUGUUCCAGGAUGUUUUGGACGACGUUGCGGGAUUCCGUCCUCCUGAAGGCUUGAAUGAUACAGGAACCUUCGAACUUAAGCCGGAAUAUAUCGACUUGAUUGAUCCUUAUAGUGCUCACUACAGCAAGAACCAGCGGGACGAAGCAGAGAGCAUCUAUAGGGAGUGGAUAGCCAAGAAAUCUGGGAAGAAGGCAUCAGACAUUGUCUUCGAGCCGAAGCUGCGCCCUAUCACUUCUGGCGCAUACUCGGAACUUCCUAAGUUCACAAGGACGCUGGUGUUUGCUCAAAUUGUUCACCACUGCUUGGACUACGUGGUCUCCUCGAAAGAGCGUACUCCAAACAUCCCGCCUACCCGUGUGGAGACCUUCCUCCAGGUUGUCCUCCACCUCAUUCUUGCGGCGUCUCUUGAAGAUAGUAGCGAGGAUGAUGGCUCCUCACCGUCAUUCGUGUCGCACGCCUUGAACAAGGCCAAGGAAACGACUCUGGCUGGAUCAUUAACUAUUGUUGGUCUUCUGGAGAAGAUCUCUGUCAUGAGUGAAUUCUCCGCCUGCGGGCCCAAGAUCCGUCAUAUCCUGAAAAGGCUUUGGCAGAAGCGCCCUGAGGCCUACGCCUCCGCCACUGCCUCUCUCAAAUUCCCGUUCGAUCGGGUCGACACAAGCUCCCCUGCCAUUGACACCGACAAUGAGAAGGAACUGAAGAAGAAGCAGGCCCUCGAAAGACAAGCGAGGGUUAUGGCUCAAUUCCAGCAACAGCAACAGAACUUCCUUAACAGCCAAGGUGCAAUUGACUGGGGAGAGGAGGACUUUAGCGACCUCGAAUCCGAAACCGAGACUGCUCCCGAGACUAAACUAUGGAAGUACCCUAGUGGUACUUGCAUUCUCUGCCAGGAGGAAACAAAUGACUCCCGACUCUACGGCACAUUCGCCUUGAUCCAGGACAGCAGUAUCACGCGCCUAACAGACAUCAACGAUCCUGACUGGAUCAGGGAAGUGAUCAGGACACCGACGAGCUUGGAUAAGUCUGCGGAGCACAUCCGUCCUUUUGGAGUCGCAGGAGAGAAUCGCACGACGGUUCGCCGACUGGACUCUACCGGUGGCGAAGUGAUUAGCGAGAAGGUUGGAUUGAGUAAAGGUUUCAAGGCCACGCACACCCUUCGUGGACCGGUCACCACCGGUUGUGGGCAUAUCAUGCACUACUCUUGUUUUGAUGCCUACUUCCUCGCUACUCAGCGCCGCCACUCGCAACAAAUCGCGCGGAACCACCCUGAGCGUUUGCUGAGCAAGGAAUUUGUCUGUCCGCUGUGCAAGGCCCUAGGAAAUGCCUUCCUUCCUAUUGUUUGGAAGGGUAAAGAGGAAUCCUACCCGGGGGCUCUGAAUACUUCUGUGCCGUUUGAUGAUUUUAUCAAUACAGAGUUGAAGUCGGUCCUCUCGCAAUCGUACAAUUACGCAGUGCUCGCGGAGAACAACAAUGUGCAGCUACAGCUUUACCAGGAUCUAUUCAGCAAUUACCUGUCGAAGGCCUUGGUUCCUCCACUGGCAACUAAGGUUGAUCAGCUCAUGUCGUCGCAGUCGUCGUCAACGUCGUCGUCUCUGCCCUCCGCGACUCACUAUAUACCAACAGCGAGGAUGCCGAUGCCUGGCCUCUUCCCCUCACAGGACGAGAACUCAACUACAAGUCCGCUGCAGGAAGCUUCGGCCCAAAGCGGAAGCCCCAUGUCUGUGCUCAUACAGAUCUACAAGCGACUGAAGCAGACUAUCCGGAUGAACCACAUCCCAUCCACCUUCAAUCACCAUCCGGACACCACUGACACCAAUGACCUGGUGCACACUGACUCCUUGUUCCAGAGUUUCGGCUUCAGCAUUGCUGCUACUGAGAUCUCUCAGCGCGGAGUUGAGUCAGAGCCAGGGACGACUUUGUUGGAAAAGAUCCCACAGCUGACUCUGACGCACCUCCGAGUCUUGGCUGAAAGUGCCUUAUCGUACGCUGCCGUCGGGUGCGUAUACAAUUCUAAUGGCCCCCAUACUCACAGCGGGGACGAAUUUCAAGAGCUUCAUCGCCAUAAGAUAUGUCAGCUCUUCAUCGGCCAUCCCUGCCUGAGUGGCAGCGCACUGGUAAACGAGAUGCGUGAGAUUGAACCGCUACUGGCUAAGGAUACUUUUGUCUUCCUGGCCGAGUGUUCGCUAUCCCUGCUGCCGGUGCUGUCUGUUGACAUUCGCCACUUGAUUCAAGUGUGCUACGUGGCCGAAAUUGUCAAGGUCGCGGCCACCUACAUCCUCUGCCCGAAGGGUCUGAAGGAGGAGCUGGCGCAGCAUCGCAACGACCAGUAUCUGUCUGAGUUGAGUCAGACAGAUCCGCGAUACGAAGCGAGCCGCCACUUCUUCCACUCGAUCGUCACCGAAUUGAAAUCCAACUCGGUAGGCCACGCGGUGGGAUCAUCGUUCCCUGCUGAAACUGGCUAUGUCAAGGACGGCGUGGAAAGUGCAACUCCGGAUGUGGUGAUCUCGCUGAGGCGUCUCAUCUCCAGCUACGCAUUGGCUUUCCUGCGCAAGGCGGUCAUCCUACUCCAUGUUCAGCACGGCGUCGAAUUCCCUAACACUGGUUCUCACGACGCGAAUGCGUCGGAGCUGGACCGUCUGACCAAUCUCCUUCACCUGCCGUCCGUUGACGAAAUCUUUGCAUCGAUCAACCCGGCUCGGGAGAGUGGUAAGCCGUUCGAUGCUAUGAUCUCCGGAUGGAUCUUCCACUGGAAUGCGACUCGGUCGGGCGUCCGGAUGGGUGACCUUAAGCUGUGGCCGAGCCUUCCUCACCCGGCCAUUUUCGAGCUGGUCGGACUCCCCAAGUACUACGACAGUUUGAUCGAAGAGGCCAACCGGCGGCGGUGCCCCAAGUCGAAGAAGGAGCUGAGUGAUCCCAGCAUCUGUCUCUUCUGUGGAGAUAUCUUCUGCUCGCAGGCAGUAUGCUGCAUGGAGAACAAGCUGGGCGGAUGCAACCAGCACGUUCAAAAAUGUGGCAAGAACAUUGGUUUGUUCAUCAACAUUCGCAAGUGCACUGUGCUCUACUUGCACAACCGCAAUGGAUCCUGGCACUACGCACCGUACCUUGACCGACACGGCGAGGUCGACCCGGGUCUCCGGCGCAACCGGCAGCUGAUCCUUAACCAGAAGCGCUACGACCGACUGCUUCGGGACGUGUGGUUGUCGCACAGCAUCCCAGCUACCAUCAGCCGGAAGCUGGAGGCGGAUAUCAACAACGGAGGGUGGGAGACGAUCUAGAGAGGGGGCCUGAGGAGUUAUCGUGUUCUGUGUUCAGCAUUGGUGUGUUGUGAUGUGAUGUGUUGUAUCCUGAUUUGGCUUGAUGACCCGUGCCAAAAGCUCCUGAUGCCUUUGCAUGCAUUUGAUCGGAUUGAUUAUUCUUGAAGAUAGUUUACAUAUAUGUAUCUACGAUGCAGAGGUGUUUUGUCUGGACGAUGGUGGUUGAUACUAUAUAUUCUAUGCCUUUUGCUUGAUCUUGAU